Molecule: messenger RNA, 1320 nt
Organism: Chlamydomonas reinhardtii
Lineage: Eukaryota; Viridiplantae; Chlorophyta; Chlorophyceae; Chlamydomonadales; Chlamydomonadaceae
Exons: 6
Coding region: 87-785 (232 amino acids)
Molecular function (GO): calcium ion binding
Source: RefSeq, a predicted model, not a curated record
GCUACUGCAGAUAUGGCAUCAUUCAGCGCUCGAGGCUCGUUUCGGGGGCCGUCUACCCGGCAGAGGUGGACUUGCAGAUUAAUGAAAUGCCCGAGAGCGAGACAAAAAAUGCUUCAAUGAAGCCGCCUCCGCGACAAGGCACCGUGCACCUGGCCUCGCUGACAGCAGAGACACAGGCGGUCCUGCAAAAGUUUGAUGCCAACGGGGACGGCGAGGUGGAGGCCGCGGAGCUGACCGCCGUGGUGGAUGAGCUGGUGAAGACGCAGUUCAGCAGCAGGCUGUUCAUGUACGGGCUCAUGGCCAUGACCUUUGCGCUCGUCAUGAUCCUGGGCUGCGGCUUUGGCCUCACGUGGGCGGUGGUUCUGAGCCAGAAGGACACCACGGUGGUUAACGGCACGUGGGUGACCCGAGCCGACAAGCUGCCCAUCCAGCUGGGCAACAGCCAGAUGACGGUCGUGGACGGCAUGCUGAGCUCCCGGCACGCCGCCAACGCCACCGUCAGCACGCAGCCCAACACCGUGCAGCGUCCCCUGAGCGCCAACAUGACCACCGCACAGCUGACAUCACUCACGCGCGUGUACCUGAGCAGCAGCACCGGGGCGCAAGUGGGCCUGGUCGUGACCGGCUUCAGGCUGGUCGCAGGUUCGCCGCCCACGCUGCUCCUAAGCACCCCCAGCGGCAGUCUGGAGGUCAGCGGCAACUCCAUUAGCGGCAGCGCCGCCGCUGGCCUGGUGGGGGACACGGCGAUGGUCUGGCAGGGUGUGACGGGCGUGUUCUCCAAGUAGCGAGAACGACAACCCGUGGAGACAGCAAAACAGCAGGAUCGGCUUUGACACAUGCAUUUACCGUAUACUAGACUUUUGUAGCGCAGCGUCACAACCAUGCACAGGGUGCAAGGCACUAUCACCAUCACACAUCAUGUAGCACCGAUGCUUAUUGCAGUUGCAUAUUUCACUGUCCUAACUAGCUAGCCUAAGCAGCAUUGGCUCUUGGCAGAGCUUCCAUGUGUAGGUUAAGGUUUACAGACGUUGGUAGGACAGGUUCCCACGCAUUGCACACAGAAAUGCGGAUUAAGGAAUAGUGUUGUACACCAGAAAUUAAGUGACAUACAUGGAUGGCAGCAUGGAGACUCUGAGAGGUUACAUUGAGAUGCGUGCGUGGUGGGACACGUGUCAUUUUGAUUUAUUCAUGCAUUCUUGGCGUAGGACAGCACUAAUAGGUGUGCGACUUGCGGGACUCAACCGCCUACCAUGGAGGCAAUGCGCGCCCUUGUGGAGCCAGGAGCCGUCAGCCGAUGGGGUAAUGUAACUGCAGUCUUUC